Lingula anatina is the source of this 1395-nucleotide messenger RNA. Its product is annotated as N-acetylglucosamine transporter UNC93A-like. The record is from RefSeq and is a predicted model, not a curated record. Lineage: Eukaryota; Metazoa; Brachiopoda; Lingulata; Lingulida; Lingulidae.
AUGCCUCUCAAGGAUAACUGUGCACAUGAGGACAGCAAUCUUCUACUAACACAGCCAGGGAAGACUCACAGGAGCAAAUGGAAACCCGUCUCUCAGCUAGUAAUCCUAGCCCUCGUCUACAUGAUCGGGUACUCGCCAUUCAACACAAUGUGGAACCUCGAAGGAAUUCUGUUUCCAGAGUACGGCUACUACGCUUUGAUGUGCACGUACCUUGGCUCUUUCCUCGUCUUCUUAAUUGGACCAUUCCUCACUCGGAAACUUGGAUCGAAGGGGUCUAUUAUGUUAGGUUGGGUCGCUCAGGCGGUGUACAUUGCAGCUCAUUUCUAUGUUCAGCAGUAUGUCCUGUACGCCGUAUGCUUCCUCUUCGGCACCGCCCAUGUCCAAACAAUGGUCUCAACUGGCGUGUAUGUGACACACCUGGCCAUGGACUAUGCCGAUAUAACCCACGACACACCCCAUCACGCCUUGGGUCUUUUUCAGGGCGUUUUCUUUACCGUAUACCUCCUCAGCGGCGUCUCGGGAAACCUGGUUUCUUCUCUAGUUUUGGUCAAACCGAUCGAGUUCGAUGGCAAUACCACCACUCCAAACUCUAAAAAUCUGUCCAGUUUGUGUGGACCUAAUUUCUGCCAUUUUGAAGACACCAGCGGGACCUACAUACGGCAACCAGACCAGAUCACAGUGUAUAUAAUAUUGGGUUCCUUCAUCGGGAUGUCGGCGUUCGCGUUUAUUGCAACAUGGGCCUUCUUAGAGAAUGCUGCGGCUAAGAGUGGAGACGCUGUCCAAAGCGUUAAGGAGUUUGGUGCCAAGAUUAUUGGUCUGCUGUGGUACAAGAAGAUGCUCCUUCUUCUGCCUGCUAUCUUCUUAUACUGCAUCAGCCAGUAUUUCAUCAACACAGAGUUCACUAAGGCUUUUGUCAGCUGUGAACUGGGCAUAGAAUACAAUGGUUGGUCCAUCAUCUGUUUUGCUGCAGGAGACGUUCUUGGUUCUAUGGUCAAUGGCCGACUGGUGAAAUACGUAGGCAUGGGGUUCCUUUUCCUUGUAGCUGCAUCUACAGACUUUGCCUGCCUUUUCAGUAUGCUGUUUUUUCACUUUUCGAGGGAAACGGUGGAGUUUUUCUUUCUGGUGCCAUUUUUCUGGGGUCUUGCAGAUUCUGUAUGGGCCGUGCAGACGACAGCUUACAUUGGAAAGUUAUUCCCGGAUGAGAAGUGGCCGGCGUUCUUAAUUCAGCGCAGCUCCAUGUAUGCUCUUAACGUGGUUCUUCUCGCCAUUACCAACUUCAUAUGUCUGAACGCCAUGAUCUACACCGUUAUGGGAAUAAUAACCUGUGGACUGGUCUGCUUGACGGCCUUCGAGCUCCUGCAUCGGCACGGAAAGAAACACUAUACAGCUAUAUAG